Messenger RNA from Mya arenaria, 2089 nucleotides. RefSeq lists its product as uncharacterized. NCBI's taxonomy places the organism in Eukaryota, Metazoa, Mollusca, Bivalvia, Myida, Myidae. The record is from RefSeq and is a predicted model, not a curated record. The transcript has 4 exons. The coding region runs from base 1 to 624 and encodes 207 amino acids.
AUGGCGGCUAUGUCUGACCCUACGAAAGAGGAGCCUGCUUGUUGUUUAUGUUUGGUGACAGAAAGGCGACUGUUUUGCCUGAAAAAUAACAAAGCCUCACGAAAUGAGGUGCAUUCUGUAAUCGAAUUCUUGAUUUCGAAACCACUUGAACGCAUUUUUGACAAGCUUUUCAUUUGCCAGGCUUGUAUGAAUCUCUGUGACAAGAUAACAACAUACAGGGCGAAUGCCAUAGCACAUAUCGAUAAAGUGACUGCCGAAACUAAAAGAGUGUUUAACGGAUUAGAUAGAGUGGUUACCGAAUCUGAUAAUGUGGUUACCGAAUCGAGUAGAGUGGUUACCGGAUCUGAUAGAGAGGUUACCGAAUCUGGAAGAGUUUUAACUGAAUCUGAUAACACCAAAACAAGUGCCAUUACACCAGUUCAGACUCUUCAAGCACUCUCUAGGAUGGCAAAAGCUGCUCAAAAUACUACCAUCUCUGACGAAAAACUCAAACUGUCAGAUCGAAUUAACAAAGGUAGGAGCAGCCGUGCCACUGCUCGAAAGACAAAACGGAGCAGACCUUCUGAGGACCAUUCAUAUACAAGGAAAAAAAAGGCUGAAAGUCCAAGCACUAAGGAAAUAUAAGUUCAUAUGCUCACUUCUUAACACAUAACUGUAAAUGUGCAAGUGUAAUUCAAUUAUGAUGUACAAAGUAUAAAAUGACUGCAUGUCAGGCACUUGAAGAUAUUUAUUUAUAAUAAUUGGGCCAAGUUACUUUCUUUCAUGAAUACGGUACAUAAUGCAACAUGGCUACAAUUAUUGACAAUCCAAAGCAUAACAGCAUCACUGAAGGGCUAUCAAACUGGACAAACGUGAACAAACUUGACUGAUUCUGCAAUACAGUAGUGGAGGAGAUACUUGCUGAUCUACAUAUUCCGUUUAAUGUCCAGGGAAGAGAGGAAGCUCUUGAAGUGGAAGGCAUUGUCCAGGCACAGCAUGAAACGUUACAAUGUGACCAGUAUAUAGCAACUAUAAAUGAUGGGAAAAUGUUUACAUUAAACUUAACAUAGAUGGCUGUGACUUAGUUGUUGAGAAUUACUUUGAAUCUUUGAAGAAAGGAUGUCCAUUAAAAGUAGUCAAUAUGGUGCAUAAUGUUAUGUUGUGAAAGUUUGAAAAGAAUGAUAAUCUCUUAAAUAAUAAUUAAUGUCAAGAAUUUUCUUCAAUGGGUUUUUUCAUUGUAUAAAAUGAAAGAAUGAUGUUAAAAGAACCUUUAUUGUUUUCGAAAACAUUAUUCUUUUUUUAUAGUCAUUCAAGGUUGUACAAAUAUCUUACGGAUUGGAACAAUUACAUUAUAUUAUGUCCACAUGUUCAUGUUUUUCCUGACUAUUUUCCAUGAGUAAUAGUUGUAUUACUGUAAUUAAUAAAGAGUAUUCAUAUGAUAUAAAACUACAGUCGAGUCCUGUUAGCUUGAAUUCCUCGUUUGCUCGAACUAGAUGUAAAGGACUGAUUUCUUAAUACUGAGUGUAAACAAUAUUGCUUGGCUCAAAUUUACCGAGGCUUGAGGUAUUUUCGCCAGUUCCUGGGAGUUGGAGCCAAUGGGGUUCGACUGUAUAGUCAUCAAUAAAUAACUGAACAAUUACAAUACAUAAAUCAUUAGCAAGGAAUUUAUUGGGGGAUAUAUUAUAUGUAUUCUUUUAGUUCUUAGUUUUAUAAACUGUAUGUAUAUGGUAUAUAUUGCAUAUAAGUUUUAAGCUUGAUGCUGUGUAAAAGAUACCAGUAAUUACGUACAUAUAAAUAGAAAGUCUGUUGUACCUCAAUUUGUGUGGCUAUAUUUUUUAUAGUCAUUUUAACUUGAAAUGUGUAUAUAUAUUAAUGUAUGGAAAUAAAUAAAAGAAAUAUAUAUGUAUUGAUGAGACUGAAUAAAACUAAUCAAAAUUAUUAAGACCGAGUAUACAUUUGUCUCUGUAAAUGUCCUGAAAGGAAUGAGCAGGUAUUGUUGCUAAUCCAAGGAGAUAGCAAGGGCCCGUAUACAUCUACAUCUAAGUAGAGCCUAAAAAAUUGUUUGGUUAGGGUUAUAUUCUUUUCAAAAAUAGGUAGGGUAGGUAGGCUU